AUGGCGUCUGUCGGGCCGAUCAAGUGCACGAAUCCAGGUUACGCAACGCGUUCGUUCUUCACGUCGCCGAGUAGCGACGUACAUGGGUCCGCUUUCAGAUCUGCUGUGCUCUCAAGUCGCCUCCAUUCCAACCACUUCCCAACCACCACCAUCACCAGUGGCAGCAGCAGCAGCAGCAUCAGCAGCAUCAGCAGCAUCAGCAGCUGCAAUCCUCUCUCCAUUCUUCCCCAAGCGGUUCUUCCCCUCGUCGCUCGCCACACCCCUCUCGCCUCCCACUCAUCUCCCUCAACCCUCCUCUCAAACUUCCUCCCCAUUGCACACUGCCGAGCCGAAUCAGCCUCGGAUCAGACCUCCCAGCCAUGGACUUACCAAGCCUCGCGCACUGGCUCGGGAACAGGUUUCCAAAAGGAGCAGAGCAACGGGAAGGGGAACGAAGCUUCCAGAACAGCAUCAGCAGCUUCUGAUGAUGACGAGGUUCGCGCUGACGUCAGCAGAUCUCCCAACGUCAUCACGGGACGAGUGGACGGAAAGCUCUACACCGUGAAGCUGAGAUCUCUCUACUCCGCCUUCUGUCCACGUGGCAUGCUGAUAAUGGCUAUUGCAGUGUUUCGGAAUAUGGGUGCUGAGCGGAUUGCUGCAGGGGCGGCGUGGCUGUCUCUUAGGGAGGUGAGUGGGCUUGUGCGGACUGCUGCAUUGGCGGCAUGGCUGUCGCUCAGAGAGGUGAGUGGGGUUGGUGCAUUUGGAGGCAAGAUGGCCGUGAUCUCAGUGCGCAGGGCGCUGGAGCACUUCUAUUUGGCUCGCUCCGUGUCUGUCCGGUGGCUGUGGAAGCUGACCAAGGACCCCACCCAGUCAGCCAUUCGCAAGGUUAACAGGGGUCUCACGGGCUCCACUUUAAUCAGAUCCGUUACAAUCACCAAUGUCAGAGCACACUUCCUGAGCCCACUAUCCAGUGUAGCGGUGCAGCUUAUAACGGAUACCUUCACCGCCUUCCACCGCCUGCUCUUCCCUCCACCGCCACCACCACAAGCGGGUCAGGGGCUCGCUAUAAGCUCUGUGAGGGCCGCAGGAGUGCAGAUCGUGUGGCUGGUAAAGCGGACGCUGAGCUAUUCGCUGAGACUCGUGUUCUCUACUGUCUCCGGAGCACUAGUGUCAGCUGUGUGUGUGCGAUACGUGGGAACCUGGACCACAAACUACGCCUACAUCCUGGGAGACAUGCUAGUCUUCCAGACUGCCUCAUCCCUCAUCGACCCUCUGCUCUUUACCGCCACCACUCCGGGGGAUGCUGCUGGGGCUCCUGGUGAGGGGGGGAUUGGGGGAGCUACUGCUGGUGAAGGUUCUACUGGGGAAGGUUUUACUGCAAGCACUGCUGCUUCUGCCGCGUCUGCUGGUGGUGCAGGAGAUUUUGCAAGGAACCUUUGA
Molecule: messenger RNA, 1419 nt
Organism: Closterium sp. Yama58-4
Lineage: Eukaryota; Viridiplantae; Streptophyta; Zygnematophyceae; Desmidiales; Closteriaceae
Source: the annotation of a GenBank genome assembly